GUAGUCUAACGCUGCAGCAGGCUAGAGAUGAAGGUUUUUUUUUGCACUGGUGCCACUGAGCGAGAGAGCGAGGGAGAGGCUGAGCGGCAGAGCGCUGGAGAGGGAGGAAGAGAGGGAGCACGGUGCUGCUGAGCUCCCAGGCUUCUGCUGAACCUACAGGCCUGUGGGUCCGCACGCAGACACGCACACACACACGCGCACGCACGCACGCAGGAGAUCGCAGGACCGCCUCACCUCGCGCUCGGGCUUCCACACACUUUCACGUCUCUCCUGGAGGGGGGGAGGGGGGGGGACCGUAUCAAUUGGAUCAGUCCAGCGAUGCCUUCCAACGGAACCUCGGUCUCUUCCUGACCGCAGCGAUCUUCCUUCAACAAUACCCUCGUCCUCCUCCUCGUCCUCCUCUUCCUCCGGCCCGACGUGGAGCCCCCCGUCCCUCCUGCGUGCUCCGAGCCCAGGCUGGGCCUGUGAGCCCUACCCUGCCCUGCCUCCGCUGCCGUAAUUAGAUUCCCAUCCAGGAUCCGGGAGCGCCUGCCUGCUACAGCGCUGGGCUGGCUAGCGUCCUGCUAGCGCCGCGGCACUGAGGGCUGCUCUACUGCUCUGGGCUGGCUAGCGUCCUGUUAGCGCAGCGGCACUGAGGGCUGCUCUGCUGCUCUGCUGUAGGGGGGGACAGCUGUCUGAGGGUAGAGGUGCUGCUGGAUGGAGACAGUGUCCUCACAGUGCUAAGCUCGAGGAUUUGGGGAUCUGAGAAGGUGGGAGCCGUGACUGUGGGGCGGAGCUUAAUUAGGAGGGACCCACCGGGACACGCCUGAGGACAGUGCCUACGGGGACACCCCCCUCCCCCCCCCUGUUCCCCCCACCCGCUGCUCAUCGCCGCUGGGCGUCUGGAGAUGCCAGCGUCAGGGAGACGGCGCUCCUGCGGGGGUCUAGCGGUGCCGCGUCUCCCCUGGAGGACGUCCCGCCAUCACAACAGCAAGCCUGGACCCCAGCGGCGCCUGGAGGACCCGUGAGAGGCUGAGGCUCCCGCGUCACGUGACCGGGUUUUCUCUUUUUUUUGGCUUGGAGGCCGGGCCGAUUGAUUUAUCGGCAAGAUACCGGAGCACCCGCUGAGUCUGCAGCAGAGACGUCACCCGCCACCAGCCUGGACCCCGCCGUGCUGCCUUGGCUGAGAAACCUGGAGCCGCCACUACCGCUACUACUGCUAGUGCGGCCGCUGCCACUGCUACAGUAACACUGAGAGCGCAGCAGUAUUAAUUGUCCAUUAGCGGGCGGUCUGGGAGCCCAGCCGGGGAGAGGCACUUAGAUCACCUCUCCCGCCUGGGAAGGGGAAAGGAGCCGGAGCCGGAAGGCGUCUCUGUGGAGGAGGAGCUGGGAGUCGCGGGUCUCGGAGGGUUCCUGAGGAGCUCUGCUGAUGUGUAUGGGCUGUGACGCACCGCGCGCACGUGUGUGUGUGUGUGAGUGAGUGUGUGCGCGGGCGCGUGUGUGUGAGUGAGUGUCAGCACUGCAGCCCUCCUGCCUGUCCGGGGCUCACUCCGCUCCCAGGCUUUCUCGCGUUUGGCGGUAUGAGACCGUCCCCCGUCCUGGCGCGGAGGCCCGCCGGCGCUGCCCUGGUAACGGCCUGAGCCUCCCGGCGGGGCGGCGGCGGAUCUGAGGGGGAGCAGCCCCAUGUGAUUACGGAGAGGGGACUGAUAAGGUCACCCCCCCUGCUGGAGCGCUGCGGGGGGAAUAAGCUCAUUUCUCCUGAGGGAGGGGCACAGCCCAGCGCCUCCGGGACCGCUGGCGACCAUGCGCUGAGCCGCCGGCGGGCUGGUCUGGGGGAGCAGUCGCUGCCCGCGUCGGGGAGAGAGCCGGCCGGAUCCUUCCGGACUGAGCGGCCGCUCGCCGACACGCCUGUCUGCGGCGGCCCGUCUCCGUCUGCUGCUUCUCUUCCCUCGAGCCGCUCCCUCUCUCUCCACCCUUCUGUCUUUCGCUGUUUCGUCCGCUCUGUUUUUGGGGAGCGAUGGGAAGCUCUCUGGGCUGUGUGAAACGGCACCGGGAGGCGGGGGUGAACGGGGCGCCCCCUCUGUCCCCCAAAAAGAGAUUCCGCUUCAGACGCAAGCGCAAGCCCAGGAAGCAGCGGAGCGGGUCCGCGGGGGGGGGGGCCGGGGGGCGGGACCUCCCCCACAGAGGGGAGGAGGACAGCAGGAAGGAAGUGGUGGCGGCUGUCGCCGGGGGUGACGUCCGACCCAAACGGGGCGGUCUCGACAGCACGCCCGCGGCAGAGGUGCAGUCUCGCCCCGCAGAGCUCGCCCCGAGUCCCGAGGGCCUCCAUCCGGGGCCCGAGAGCGGGAAGGCGAAGGGCCCCAAGGUGCUGGUCCUGUCCCCCGAACCCAGCCCUGCCUGGAGGGGGGUGUUCUGCCUGCCCCAGGGGGAGGGGGGCGGCGGCGGCACCACGGGGUCUAGUGGGGACGCCCCGGACGCAGACGCCCCAGACGCGGACCAGGGCAGCGCGACCCCGGGCGGCGGGCGGGUGUGCAGGGUGAGGGAACGGGUGCAGGGCGUUCUGCAGAAGCCCCGAAUCCUGCAGGCCGAGCGGGGCCGAGAGGACCUGCACCAGGAGGACCAGCGCCAGGAGGACCUGCACCAGGAGGACCUGCGCCAGGAGGACCUGCACCAGGAGGACUUCCCCGCCCGGGACUCGGACCGGCCCGCCCCCACGGAGGAGAAGAGGGGCGUGGUGCACAUUCGGGAGGUCGGGGGGAAGCUGUGCGUGGUGCGGACGGUCUACCCCCGGGAUUUCGGGUCCCCGGUGUGGGGGGAGAGAGGGGUGGAGGUGCGGGCGGAGCCCCCGGCCCUGGCCCGGCAGACGGGGAACGUGCUGAGGGUGCGAGUGCGGGAGAAGGAGGAGGGGCUUUCUGAGCUGACGGACAGCUCUGGCGCUGACGUGUGGGCCACUCCGCCGGACGACCUCGCGGCCCUGAGGGCGGCCCCGGUGCAUGCUGGGAAGGCGGAAAAGGAAGCGAGCCGGAACGAGGCCGAACGGAGCGUCGCCGCGGGCGGCUUGCUCUCGGGGAACUCUCCGGUCCCCCAGGACCCCCUGUCAUCGGGGUACGCCAGCGACCUGCCCCUCACCUCCCCGGAGACAGGGGGCGCCACACAGGCGGACUGGGGAGGGCUCACCAGCAGCUCCUCUGAGGUUCUGGACACUUCCGCGAUGGAGAGCCCUCUCUCGCCCCCCGAGGGACCCCCUCGCCCCUCCUCUCAGAUCUCUGAGAUCUACGUGAGCGGCGAGUCAGGUGACCUGACGGCCAAGGAGAAGCUGUUGCUAUGGAGUCAGCAGGCGAUCGAGGGCUACCCUGGCACGCGCUGCGUCAACUUCUCCUCCAGCUGGAACGACGGGCGCAUGUUCAACGUCCUUCUGCACAGAUACAGGCCUGACCUGAUAGACAUGGAGGUGGUUGGACGACAGAGCAACCGCGACAACCUCGAACAGGCCUUCGAUAUUGCUGAGUCACUAGGGGUCACACGACUACUGGACGCUGAAGAUGUGGACGUACCGUCGCCGGACGAGAAGUCAGUCAUCACCUACGUGUCCUCCAUCUACGACGCAUUCCCCAAGAUCCCAGAGGGGGGCGAGGGCAUCCCAGUUCACGAAGUGGACCAGCGCUGGGCGGAGUACCAGGCCCGCUUCCCCGCCCUGCUCCAGUGGACCCGGCAGCACACGCUGCUCAUGGCCGACAAGAACUUCCCACAGAACCCCGUGGAGCUGAAGGCACUUUACAACGAGUACGUCCAUUUCAAAGAGACGGAGAUCCCGGCCAAGGAGAUGGAGAAGAGCCGAAUCGAGCACCUCUACAAGAUGCUGGAGGUGUGGAUGGAGUUUGGGCGCAUCAAGCUGCCUCAGGGCCUCCACCCUAACGACCUGGAGGAGGAGUGGGGCAAGCUGAUCCUGGAGAUGCUGGAGCGGGAGAAGGCUCUGCGGCCGGCCGUGGAAAGGUUGGAGCUGCUUCUGCAGAUGGCUAAUAAGAUCCAGAACGCUGCGCUGGACUGUGAGGAGAAACUCACUCAUGCCAAGAACACGGUGCAGGCUGGCGUGCUGAAUCCGGAGAACGUGGAUUCGGUGCGCUGUGAGCAGGAGCUGGGCGUGUACCUGCAGGACUGCGAGGGGCUGAUCCGGCAGCUGCAGCUGGACCUGCAGAUCCUCAGGGAUGAGAAGUACUACCAGGUGGAGCAGCUGGCCUUCAGGUGAGAGAGCGUGUGCAGAGCACGUGUGCAGAA
Anguilla rostrata (American eel) is the source of this 4254-nucleotide messenger RNA. Its product is annotated as microtubule-actin cross-linking factor 1-like. Lineage: Eukaryota; Metazoa; Chordata; Actinopteri; Anguilliformes; Anguillidae. Bases 1997 to 4225 code for a protein of 742 amino acids. The record is from RefSeq and is a predicted model, not a curated record. Gene Ontology annotation, molecular function: structural molecule activity; cadherin binding. Gene Ontology annotation, cellular component: microtubule; actin cytoskeleton; membrane. The transcript is spliced from 9 exons. Gene Ontology annotation, biological process: wound healing; regulation of microtubule-based process; regulation of focal adhesion assembly.